Molecule: messenger RNA, 627 nt
Organism: Loa loa (African eye worm)
Lineage: Eukaryota; Metazoa; Nematoda; Chromadorea; Rhabditida; Onchocercidae
Exons: 3
Coding region: 1-540 (179 amino acids)
Source: RefSeq, a predicted model, not a curated record
AUGUUAUUUCUGAUAGUAAUGUUUGCAGCAACUAAAGUAUUACAAUGUGAAAUUACUUGUGAAAUACCAAAUGGUAUGAAAUCUAAUUUUACAUGGAUUCCAUGUUCAAAUGGGCCGAUUAUCUAUCACAAUAUAACGCUUCUGGAUGAAAAUUACACAAAAAUAUAUUCGAUCGUUGCAAGAAAACCAUUUAUUAUACUGGCUGAUAUAACAAAUACUGGUAAACAAUAUGAUAAUUUGAAAUCAUCCAUUAAACUAUACAAAUGGGGCGGAUGGCUUGGCUGUAAAUGGCAUCGAAUUCCAACUUUUGGAAUACUUGAUGAUUUGGUGCAAUGUAAUAAAAGUGUUCAAUGCCCAGUAAAACCUGGGAAGCAGAAAUUUCCAGUAAUGUUUGACUUAAGUGAAAUUCGAUUCCUUAUCAAAAUGCUUCCGGAUAAUAAGCCGUACAGGAUACAAGUUGAAAUUGUUAAUCAGGAAAAGGAAUUAUAUUCAUGCAUUAAUCUUUGGUCUAUAAUAAGAACUGUCAACGAUUCUCGUUAAUGAUUAAAUUAUUAAAUUGUUCAUACCACUUAAUGUAAUGCUUCGUGAUACUUCCAGUUGCAUAAAUAAAUAAAACAUUUUGUUACC